AUGCUGAUAAAGAAUCUGAUUCCGUGGUCACUAUCUUUCUGCUCCCUCUUUGCCCUGUCCAGUAAGUUUUGCUUUUCUGUGCACUGACAUGUAAUGCUUUCGAAUUGUCCCCCUCGAGUGGUUAUGGGGUUCGUAGUUAUCUUUAGAUGGUCAAACUUUAACCACUUGAAUCAGAGAGUGACAGUUUGAAAGCAUUACACGUGAAUUCCAAGUUUUUAGAAUCCUACUACCUUUCGAUCAACCAUGUCGUAAACCACAAGUACUUCGGUGCAUUCCCUGAAGAAGUGAGAAAGAAACAAAUGAAUGUUUUUAUUUUUUCCCAUUUUUUCUCUUGUCAGGACUAUAUCACUAUGGCCUACGUCAUUGGAGGGGACUUCAUGAAUCGGUUGCUUUUCAUGCAACAUUUCAAGUCCAUCCUCCAAAAUUCGGACCGUUACUUCCGAUUGCAUUUCAUCACGGAUCAAACAAACAAAGACGAUCUCAGCACUCUCAUGAGAACCUGGAACAUCACCAAUUGUACGUUUCUGACUGAAGCAAGCAACAAAGUUUUAAUUUGCAUAAUUUUCAGGCGACUGGUUCGUUCACGAUCUGGAUAAGUUUGUUGACCGCGUGAGAUGGAUUCCAAAUGUUCACUACUCGAGUCACUACGGAAUGAGCAAGUUGCUGAUCCCCGAAAUUCUUCCAGAAACCGUCGGAAAGGUAGUUUUCACUAUUAUUUCUUACUUUGUUUUUGUCUUUUCAGGUCAUGUACGUCGAUGUUGAUCUUGUGUUCCAAGCCGAUAUUUUUUAUCUCUGGCAGCAAUUUCGUCAUUUCAAUCAUACACAAUCGAUUGGAAUGAUUGAAAACAUGUCUGACUACUAUUUGAACAAAGAUGGGAUGAGAUCUGUUUGGCCUGCAGUGGUGAGUCUUGUUUUAUUCCAAAUAAUUUAUUUUUACACAUAA
Molecule: messenger RNA, 943 nt
Organism: Caenorhabditis sp. 36 PRJEB53466
Lineage: Eukaryota; Metazoa; Nematoda; Chromadorea; Rhabditida; Rhabditidae
Source: the annotation of a GenBank genome assembly